Prunus armeniaca (apricot) is the source of this 324-nucleotide messenger RNA. The record is from the annotation of a GenBank genome assembly. NCBI's taxonomy places the organism in Eukaryota, Viridiplantae, Streptophyta, Magnoliopsida, Rosales, Rosaceae.
AUGGGUAUCAAAGAUCUUCUCAGAUUCAUGAAACCUUAUAUUGCACCCAUUCAUAUAAAGAAAUAUGCCGGCAAGCGCGUGGGUAUCGACGCCUAUUCAUGGCUUCACAAAGGAGCAUAUUCAUGUAGUUUGGAGCUUUGUAUGAAUUCAAAUAGCGAAAGGAAAUUGAAAUACAUAGAUUAUUUUAUGCAUCGAAUAAAUCUGCUUCGUCACCAUAAGAUAACCCCAGUAGUCGUCUUUGAUGGUGGCAAUGUACCAUGUAAGGCUGCCACUGCAGAAGAGCGCCACAGGCACGUUUCCACAAUACCCGAGAAGAAAGACUAA